Messenger RNA from Oncorhynchus nerka (sockeye salmon), 3620 nucleotides. Its product is annotated as EMI domain-containing protein 1-like. NCBI's taxonomy places the organism in Eukaryota, Metazoa, Chordata, Actinopteri, Salmoniformes, Salmonidae. Bases 615 to 2165 code for a protein of 516 amino acids. The transcript is spliced from 17 exons. The record is from RefSeq and is a predicted model, not a curated record. Gene Ontology annotation, molecular function: protein binding.
GUGUUUAGUGUAAUGACGUGAUGACAGAUGCGUAAAGGGAAUCUGUGUUGUUGUAGGCAUGCCUUGUCCGCGGUGAAAGGUUGAAACGGGGAAUGGGCAGGGUAAAAGACUGCAGGCUCUGCUUUUAAAAGACUCACGUAGAGUAUAAAACUAUAGUUUCUUGCCCAUUGUGAGACGCUCGACACGAGACAGGCUACAUUACGCACAGACGGGGGGAGGGAGAGUUGAUAUUGAAAAGAAAAGAGACUGACCAGUCACAAUUCCAAGUUUACUUCGUCUGGUUGCUUCGGAACACUGCUGAUAGAUUUGGGCAUGUGAGGAACUUUCGGCUAAAUCCGUGAUUUUGGUUUUUGUGCGACAUCACGGGGUGUCAUUGUCACCUUUCUUUUCGUGGCAUUUAAAAGACAUCCACUUUAUUUUUUGCUAUUAUAACGGUACGUGUAAUUUAUAUAUUUACAUUUUAUGUAUUUGGUUGAUGAUGGAAUGCGCUCCCUCUCGGUGACGCAAAAACCUGGACUUUAAGGCAUAUAAAUAUUUCACUCACUAGCUCUGCUUUCCAGUCAGCCUGAGCUUUUUAGGAACUUUUCUGCCUGUGCUUUUUUGAGGCCGCGGAAAUGGGAGCGUGUCAACGGGACGUUGUGUCCGCGCUUUGCCGAAAAAGUUUCCGUUGGAUUGUGCUGCUGCUGUGGCUGACCUCUGCAGCUCAUGCCACCUGGAGGACGGGGCUUUACAAAUAUUCAGCUGGGACCCAACUCAACAGAGAGUCGUCCGCAGCGUCUCAAACCUCUAUUUAUCAAAAAAGGAACUGGUGUCCCCAUACGGUCACUAAGACAGUGACUUGCCAGGUGCAGAAUGGGACAACCCUGCAGCGUGUCUACCAGACAUGUCGCUGGCCACAGGGAUGCACAGGGGGCAGCUACCGGACAGUGGUCAGACCCUCCUAUAAGGUGGUGUACCGUACCAUCAACUCUCUGGAGUGGAAGUGCUGUCCAGGCUACAGCGGCACGGCCUGUGAAGAAGAACCUGGGUCAUACAGACACAACAACACUAACACACACAGAGGAGACAGUGUGGAACUCCACAAAGAGUCAGGAAACCAGCUGGUGGCUCAGGAGGCGGUGAGGAAGCCGUCCACUCUCCGCCGACCUCCUGCUUCUGCCCGCACAGAAGCAGGGGAGCAGCUCUCCACCAAUUGCCUCAACUGUAGUCGAUUCACAGCCCUGACAGACAGACUCCGCUCACUGGAGGAAAAGGUCCAAGUGCUGACCUCUCCUGCCUCCACUUCUCACCGCCACCUACAGGGUGAAGAAGGAACGGCACCGGAGUCUUCCUCACAGACAGGGGCUCCACAAACCAAAGGAGCCCCUGGCAAGCAGGGAUCCGUAGGUCCACAGGGCGAUAGAGGCAGAGACGGUACCCCUGGACAAGAUGGGAAGCUAGGGUCUCGGGGACUGCCGGGCCCCAGUGGCCCCAGAGGCGAGGCUGGGAUGAGAGGCCCUUCUGGGACCCCAGGACUAGUGGGACCCAAAGGUCCAUCAGGUCUCCCAGGAGAGAGGGGUCUACCUGGGCUUCCUGGACCUCCUGGGCCCCCUGGAGUCCCGGCCCCAGCCAGCGCCCGCAUCCCAGAGCCAGACCGGGGUCAGGGCAAGGAGCUGCUCCUCUCCAACACCUUCCCUGACCCACGAGGGAUGCCUGUCCAAGGCCCACAAGGCCCUGCUGGACCUGCUGGUCCUCCAGGCCCCAAAGGCCCCGUGGGACCCCCUGGCCCAGCAGGACAGAACGGAAAGUCGGGUGCCCCCGGGUUACAGGGCCCGGUGGGGCCAAAAGGAGAACGUGGGGAGAGAGGUCCUCUGGGUUAUCCAGGAGAGAGAGGUUUCAGAGGAGAGCCGGGAGUAGCAGGAGCCAAGGGAGAGCCAGGACAGAAAGGCCUGCCGGACAUUAGUUUCAAGAUGUUCCAAGACUUGCAGGCAGACCUGGAGCUUCUGGCUCGCAGGGUGACGCUGCUGGAGGCUAUCAUCUGGCCAGAGCCUGAUCUAGGGUCUGGAGAUGGUCAAUAUGGGACUGCGUCCCCAGGUGGUUUCUACAGGGAUAAGCGAGCAGGAGCCGAACCCUAUCGGCUCGUCUUCCCUCCUCUGUCCUCAGACACCAAGGUUCAGGGGAAGUAGCAUUGUUCCCUGCUGCAUCUAUGAGGAUCACAGGCUGGGUUUAACUACCCCCUCCCUUAGGUCUCUCUGGCACUCUACUGAUCCAGACCUUAUCUGAUACCCUCUGUGGGCUGUACCAUCAGACGAAAGGUGGGGGACACCUCAGGGAAGCUCCACUGGUGCUCCGGAGUCUGCCCACUUCCAUUGGGAACCAGUACCAGCCACCUUUACCCCAACAUACACCUCCUCGUAGACCCAUGGCUCCCCCUGUGUCCAAUCCCUGUUCCCCCUGUGUCCCACCAAUGUGGCUACAGCUAGGAAAUAUUUCAAGAAAAUAUCCUAUAGGCCCCUGGAAAACAUGCAAACAUUAAAAAGCUUGAUAUGUUAAAUGGUGCUCAAUCACCUGAAAACAAUUCUGGACUAUAAGGGUCAUUGCAGGAUAGUAUAAAUUGCGGUAAAUUAAGGGAGGAAUUAAGUGUAAAAGAAAAGACUGGCUCUGAGAAUUUGUUUGGACUGUAACAAUGUUGGGAAUCUGAGGUUUACUUAUUUAAAUAUAUUGAGCAUGUACAGACUAGACUGCAAGGCACACGUACACAAAAAAAACUCUUCCUCUUAUAUUUCUUUUGUUUCUAUAAUAUUGUGUUACUCCUUGCUAUGUAGUGCACUAUAAAGAUGAAGACAUGGCACACCUUUCCUAUUGAGAUGUCAGUUAGUUACCGUGUUAUGGAAAGCAUUGCUUAUCAGUGCACAGCAUUUGUCUUGGUGUCUGAUAACUAUCCCUUUAAAUCAAACAAAUCCAACAAGAGAUUUCAUGUAUUUAUUUUAUUCACAUUUUAUUGUAGAUUUGUUGGUGCACAAAAAAAAUGCAGUUAUGUGUUUCUACACUCUUAGACAGUAUUUGUUCUCAACAGCAGUGCUGGAAUACAAAACUCAUACCCAUAUAGCUAAGUAUCUCCUUUACCAAAACUGAUAUGUGAUCAAAUUCCUGCAUUUAUUUCAAACCCCAAACUGCAGCUCCUGCAUAAACGGGCAGUAGUUGACUUAUUUUAAACCCACAAGCUAAAGCAAUGACAUCUCUAAGAACCCCCACUCAUGGGACAGGUGUAUCUUUCUCCUACAACAGCUUCAGUCCUACGCACACACACCACACAGUAGUACAGGACCUGUUGAUGCAACUUGAAUACAUUUUUGUGUAACUUUGUACCACUAUUACAUUCUUAUACUUAGACUGAUUUCUGCCACAGUAAAAAAAAACUUCUUCUUUGAUAAUUUGUUUCUUUAUCUUAUAAUACAACUUUUGUGAAUUAUUUAAAAAAAGAUAAAUAGAAGCUUAUUGUUUUGUAUGCUGAUAUACAGUAUGUAACAUCAUAUGUAUUUUCCAUUUUGGGCAUAUUUGAUAUUGCUUGCUAAUGUGUUAUUGUGCUAAAAUAAUCUUCUAGAUGGUUUUUAUAAUAAAUAAUUGUUUUGCUUUUUUAA